Molecule: messenger RNA, 3918 nt
Organism: Rotaria sordida
Lineage: Eukaryota; Metazoa; Rotifera; Eurotatoria; Philodinida; Philodinidae
Source: the annotation of a GenBank genome assembly
AUGUCUUCAAUAAAUCAAUACGAAUCAUUAAAAAAAGAUGGUAUAUGGAGAGAUCGUCUGAAAUAUAUUUUAUCAUUAUCCGAUAAAAAUGAUAUAGAAAAACAUUUAAAACAAUCAUCAUUAUCAUCUUAUGAUGAUUUACAAAUGCUUAUUUUUCUAUCAUUAACAACUAAAAACGAAAAAAAUUUACUUGAAAUAUUCAAAACAGAUUCAUUACCAACACAACAACGAGCUAUUGCUGGUCAACAUUGGAUUAAACUUCAAAAAGAUGAAAAACAAAUUCAUAAUUUUAUUGUUGAAUCAAUCAAUAAUAAAGAUAUUCCUCGAUAUUUAAAACAUAACAUAUUGAAAAAUCUUCAUCGAGUUGAUUGUUUAAAAAAAUCUUCAUCAUUUUUUUAUGAUGUUGCUUGUCAUUUAACUGAAUCAAAUAAUCAUACUCAAUAUAAUAUUAAUGCACAUUUAGUACCAUUUUGUAAAAAAGAUCAAAUAAUUGAUCUUUUAUCUCGAUGGUCAUUAAAACGUUUAGAACAAAUUGAUUGUUCAUCAGCAUUUUAUUCAAAAUUAAUUCGUUAUCAACCACUUAUUAUUAUUCAUUUAAUAAAAGGUGAUUUAAAUGAAAUAAAAAGUGAUUAUGAUAAAUAUACAAAAUAUUUUCAAGAAAAUGAGAAAUUAUUUGAUUUACUUUCGAAAAAAGAAGCAAAAGAAUUAAUCUGUUUAAUAAUUGAAUAUUUAAAUCAAUUAGAAAAACAUAGAAGAUUAAUACCAGAAUUUAUUUCAUCGAAACAAGAAUAUUUUUUUAAAAAAGUUCCUAAUGAAAUGAUUCAAUUAAUAACAAUUGUUGCAUCAAAUCAAGCAGGUAAAAUAAAAUAUGCAACACGUUGGAAUAGUGAAGGAUGUGAUCUGGGUUCAUUUCCAUUACCUCAUUCAUUUUCUAUUGAAAAUUAUGUUCGUUUAUUUAUUGCUUUAUAUGAUACAUGUAAAUGGUCAUCAAAUAAUACAAUGGUUACUUUUGAAUAUCUAUUAAAAAAUCGACGCGAUCAUUUAAAUCUUUAUUCAUUAAAAAAAGAACAAAAAUGGUUAAUUGAUAUUAUUAUUGAAAAACAUAUUGGAAAAGAAAAAUUUUUAGAAAAAUUUUUAAAAGAAGGAAAUGAAAAUCAUUUUCAAUUAUUUGAAAUAUAUCCUCAAUUAACAACACCAUUGUCUCUUCAUUUAAUAUCACAAUAUGAACGUAAUGGAAUAAUUGAUGAUAAAAAACGUUUAUCAUUAAUUCGUUAUCAAUUAAUGACACAAGAAAUUUUUGAUCAAUUUUUAUUAUUAUUUAAAAAAACAGGUUCAGAUGUUAAUCAACGUCAACAAAAUUAUUCACUUUUUUUUCAAUGUGCUAUUUCAACAAAUGAACAAUAUGUUAAAAAUGUUCUUCAAUGGAUUGAAAAAAGAUUUACUAAUGAACAAAUUAUUGUUAUUGAAUAUUUUUUAGGUCAAUUAUCUUCAUCUAAUAUGCGAUUUAAUUUAAAAUUUUUACCAAAUAAUAUUAAUUCAAUUCAAACUAUUAUUGAUAUUGCUAUUAAUCAUUUACAACAAUCAACAAAUACUUUAAAAAUUAUUAUUUCUUAUGGAAUAUUUUUACUUCAAUCUGUUGAAAAUCAUCAAAAUAAACAAGAAAAAGAAAUAAUUCAGAAAUUUGCAACAAAAAUUAUCAAACAAUGUUAUACAAAGGUUGAUGGUCUUACAAUUUAUAUAUCAUCAAUAUCUGAAUCUUAUCCAGAAGCACGUCAUCUAGUUGCGGAUAUUCUUAUAUCAGAUCUAUUUCCAAAAUUAGUUUCAAAAUCGAUGUUAGAUGAAUUAAAUAAUUCAUUAAAUUUAUAUUUAGAUCAAGCUUGGCGUUUACCACAAAUCGAUUCAUUUAUUAAUUCAUUUUUUACUAAAUCUCUUUCUUCAUCAACAAAACUUCAAUCAUCAUUUAAAAUUGAUACACAUUCAUCAAUGAUUUCAUUAUAUUUAAAACAAAAAUCAACUCGAUUCGAACGUGUUAAUCAAUUAAUUAAUAAUAUUCAUCGAAUUUUUUUUAUUAAUAACGAUGUUCAAAGAAUUAUUUUACAUUCACAACAAUAUCGACAAUUCAUAGAUGAAUUAAUUCAAGAUGAUAAAUGUCUUACUAUAGAUAAAUUAUCAAAUGAAGAAUGUAAACUUGCAGCAGCAUUACAUUCUGGAACAAAAAAUGUCAAAUUACCUGCAUUAGAUAUUGAAUUAUUGAAUUGUUGUCUUCAUCUAUUAACUGGAAAACAACAAGAACAUAUUACAAAUAUUAUUUUAAACGAUUAUCUUCAAGAUAAAGAUGUAUCUAACUUGAAUAAAUUAAAAUCAUUACGUGUUCUUCGUCAUCUAUCACAUACAUAUAACGAAACUCUUGAAUGGCUUCAUAAAAAGCAAGAUUCUUCAUUAGUAGUAAAGAAUUCUAAUGAAAAUCCUAGAGGGCGUAAUCGCGGUGCUAAUGCUCAAUCACUUGACGAUAUAAUUCUAUGUUUACCAGCUACAUUUGAUUUAACUCCAGAAUAUUUAUUAAAACAAUUUGAUUUAUUAAAAACAAAUUUAAAUGCAUCAAAUGUUAAAUUUAUUAGUGAUGCUAUGUUAAAUAUUUCACGUAAAAUAAGUGAUGAAAUAUUUUUAAAAUCUUAUCUUGAAUUUAUUCGUAAUGAACAAUUUCAAAAACUUGGUAUAACAGCAAAUAAAGAAAUUCUUCGUUUAUUAAUUCAAUUUGUAUUUAAUCCAAGUUUAAUAAAAACUGUUAUAAAACCUUUAUGGGAUAGUCAUCCUCAUCAAGAUGUUCGUGCAUGUCUUAUUUUAACUUUACUUCAUUUUAUUGGUAAAUCAAAUUUAAAUGAUGAUAAUAUUAUUAUUUGGCAAAUUCUUGAACAAGCUGCAUAUGAUGAUUAUCUUCCAGUUGUACAAUCUUUAUUUGCUGCUCAUCGAGGAAAAUCUCGUUGGCCAUUAUCUCAAUUAAAAGAUUCAUCGAAUAAUAUAUUUGAAACAUUUGUUAAUCAAAUACAAUUUAUGAUAUUAGAUCAUCCAACAUCAUUAGAAGCACGUUCAUUCGCUUGGUCCAAUAUUGAAUAUGAAUAUUGUCAUACUAGUAAAUUAAUUGAAAAAGCACAACAUUUAUUUAUUCAAUUUGAUAAAAAUGCAAAUACUUUAUGGGAAAAUGCUUUUGAAAAAGUCAUUGCAUGUUAUAAACAACAAAAUAUAUCUUCAUUAGAUAUAAUUAUUGAUAUUAUUAAAAAAGUUAUGUCAUGUAGAGAAGAAAUUGAUUCAAAAGAAAAUGCAAUUGAUAAUCAACAUGAUUUACCAGUUUAUCAUCGGAUACAAAAGAUUUUAAAAAAUCUUAUUUCUCAUAUAAAUCAAUUUGAUAAUGAGAAAAAAAUUCAUUUUCGUUCACUUACUUCAAUCGUUCUUCAAUUUGAUAAAACAUUAGCUCCUCUUAUUGGAAAAUUAUUAAUAAAAAUAGCUCAAAAUAAAGAAGACAUUGAAGAUAUAUUAAAAAUUCUACAAGAAAAUUUAUCUGAAAAUUAUUUUGAACGUAUAUUAACAGAAUUAUCAACUUGUAUUAGCAAAGAAGAUUCUUGUCCUUUUAUUCAACAGUUAGAUGUUGACGAAAAACUUAAUUUAGCUCAAUGGUUUAUUAAAGAAAGAACUCGACCAUUAUUAGUUUUUGAUUUACUUAUAAACCAUGUAUUUAAUCAAUCUGGUGUUGAUCGAGAACAAUGUCGAAACCUUCUUCGACAUUUGAGACAAUGUGAAAAUUUAUCUGUACAAGAACAAGCUAUGAGUUAUAUUGUACCUUGGGAAAAAGAUGGAGGUAUCAACGAUAAUGAUCGAAUGAGCGUUUCCAGUGAAUCAGACGAUUCUAACAUAUCUGAAUAA